AUGGGUUUAUCACGGUUAAGCGCCGGUGAGCGCAGGCGGCUGGCCAGACUGGGGCUCGCCGGGUCCCGGCCGCCCCGCGCCAUCGCCCUGCGAGCCCGGGACGCCCGCGUGGAUCCCCUGGUUCUCAAGUUUGGCGCCCUCGAACACUGUCGACUCCAUCCCAACUUCUACGCGGAGGAGAAGUAUGGACACUGCGCCUUUAAGGGAGCCAGGGACGGGGUUCUGGGUGGGCGGGGGCUAUGGGUGGGCGGGGCCCUAGGGGCGGGGCCUUCUCGAAGUGGCCCGAGGGCGCGGCCGCCUGGACCCGCCAGGCGCCCAGCGCGGAGCAGACAUGACCUCGUGCAGGACUUUGGGAGCCCAGAGGGCACUCAGUUGUUACCCCAGCUCUGCAGCGUGGCCACUUGUGGUGCUCGUUCCAGGUGGUUUCACCUUAACAUUGGUGGAGUUGAGGCAGAGAAGCUGCUCCUGUCCAGGGGCCAGCACAGGAGCUUCCUGGUGAGACCCAGCAAGAGCUGCCCCGGGGGCUUCACACUGUCCAUCAGGCGCCACAAUGAGGUGGCCCACAUCAAUGUCCAGAACACGGGCGACUACUACGAUCUCUACGGAGGGGAGAAGUUCGCCACUCUGGGCGAGCUGGUGCAUCACUACACAGGCCAGCGUGGGGGGCUGCUCCGUGAGCGCAGCGGGGCCCCGGUAGAGCUCCGGCAGCCACCGGGCUACCAGCACCCUGUCUCUGAGCGGUGGUACCAUGGACACCUGUCUGGCAAGGAGGCCGAGCAGCUGCUGAUGGAAAAAGGACGUCUAGGCACCUUCCUGGCGCCGGAAAGUCAGAGCAAGCCUGGGGGCUUCGUGCUGUCCGUGCUCACACCGAGGCCUGAGAAGGCUGCCCUCCAGCCGCAGGUCACACACAUCAUGAUCCACUUCCAGCCAGAUGGGAAGUACGACGUGGGAGGAGGGGAAGAGUUCGCCCUGGCUGACCUGGCGGAGCGCUACAGGAAGAACCCGAUGGUGGAGAAGUCGGGGACGGUGGCGCAGCUCAAGCAGCCCCUCAAAGCAACGAGGAUCAACGCCACAAGCAUCGAGAGCCGACUGCAAGAGCUCAGCGGGCCCACUGAUGCCGGCGGGAAGGCCAAGCAGGGCUUCUGGGAAGAAUUUGAGAUGCUGCAGCAGCAGGAAUGUCGGCUCCUGUACCCCCGGAAGGAGGGGCAGCGGCUGGAGAACAAGCCCAAGAAUCGCUACAAGAACAUCCUUCCCUUUGAUACCACCCGUGUCACUCUGCGUGAUGGGGACGACACUGUGCCUGGAGCCGACUACAUCAACGCCAACUACAUCAGGGUGGGUCCAGGUCACGGACCGGGCAAGGUGUACAUCGCCGCCCAGGGCUGUCUGCAAAGCACAGUGGCUGCCUUCUGGGCAAUGGUGCACCAGGAGAACACGCGGGUCAUUGUCAUGGCCACGAGGGAGGUGGAGUGAGGCCGGAACAAAUGCUUCCGGUACUGGCCCGAGCUGCAGGGCAGCCAAGAAUAUGGCCGUGUGCGUAUUUUCAACUUGGCAGAGUACCAAGCCCAGGGCUACUGCGUGCGGGAACUGCAGGUGUGGCGGCCAGAUCAGGAGGAGCCGCGGCGCACAGUGGAGCACUACCAGUACUUCAGCUGGCCAGACCACGGGGUCCCGGCCGAGCCCUCCGGCGUCCUCGGCUUCCUGGAUGAGGUGAACAGGGCCCAGAGCAGCAUGCCGGGGGCUGGACCCAUGGUGGUGCACUGCAGCGCCGGCAUCGGACGCACGGGCACCAUCAUCGUGAUUGACAUCCUGGUGGACCUCCUCCGCAGGCAGGGUCUGCACUGCGACAUCGACGUGCCCAGGACCAUCCAGCUGGUGCGGCGGCAGCGCUCGGGGAUGGUGCAGACCGGGGCGCAGUACAAGUUCGUGUACCUGGCGCUGCAGAGGCACAUCCAGGCCGAGCAGCUGCGCCUGCGCAAGCAGCGCCGGCCGCCGGAGGAGCCCUACUACCUGAACGUGGGCCUCGGGUCGGCGGACCCCGGCCGCAACGCUGCCCCCUGCCCCCGUGUCGUCUCGGGCGCCGGCGGCGUGAGUGGGGUCGUCGCGGAGCGGGCCGGGCCAGGGUCCCGGGGGGAAGAGGGCACGCGGGACGGGAUCCCGCGAGGGCGCCGACCGAGCCCUGUCUCCGCCCGCAGGAUCCCGGAGGCGACCGGCGGCGAGUACGAGAACCUGCGGAGCCCCGCGCGCCAGGUGAAGGAGGAGCGGGAGGGCCUCAGGGCUGUGGUGUGUCUCUCGGUGUGGGAGGCCGCCAGUCACCGCCUGCACCGCACGGGUUUGCCUGCCCCUACCCUCGUCCUCAGCACCCACCUCCGCUUCAGAGCUGCCAUUGCGCGGGUGCACGUGAGAUGCUCCUGUGAGCACGUGUGCGACCUCGUGUGCCCGGGUGAGGCUCACAUGCGUGCGUGA
This is a messenger RNA of Lontra canadensis (Northern American river otter), 2466 nucleotides long. Its product is annotated as tyrosine-protein phosphatase non-receptor type 11-like. Gene Ontology annotation, molecular function: protein tyrosine phosphatase activity. NCBI's taxonomy places the organism in Eukaryota, Metazoa, Chordata, Mammalia, Carnivora, Mustelidae. Gene Ontology annotation, biological process: protein dephosphorylation. The record is from RefSeq and is a predicted model, not a curated record.